This is a messenger RNA of Felis catus (domestic cat), 1296 nucleotides long. It is a transcript of the gene EMD, whose product is annotated as emerin. The transcript is spliced from 6 exons. Bases 115 to 897 code for a protein of 260 amino acids. NCBI's taxonomy places the organism in Eukaryota, Metazoa, Chordata, Mammalia, Carnivora, Felidae. Gene Ontology annotation, cellular component: nuclear envelope. The record is from RefSeq and is a predicted model, not a curated record.
GCCGCCGCUCCCGAGGCGCUCGCGCUGUCCCCGCCGCGCUCCGAGGCAGCCGUAGCUCGGCCCGCGUCGCCAGGCCCCGGGCCGCCCCCGGGUCCCCGCCGCCCGCCGCCCGCCAUGGACGACUACGCGGUCCUGUCGGACGCUGAGCUGGCCGCCGUGCUGCGCCAGUACAACAUCCCGCACGGGCCUGUCGUGGGUUCCACCCGCAAGCUCUACGAAAAGAAAAUCUUCGAGUACGAGACCCAGAGGCGGAGGCUCUCGCCCCCGAACUCGUCCGCGUCGUCUUUCUCCUAUCGGUUCUCGGACUUAGACUCGGCAUCAGUGGACUCGGAUAUGUACGAUCUGCCGAAGAAAGAGGACGCCUUACUCUACCAGAGCAAGGGCUACGGUGAUGACUACUAUGAGGAGAGCUACUUGAGCACCAGGACUUAUGGGGAGCCCGAGCCUGUGGGCGCCUCGAAGGGGUUCCGCCAGCCCCCAAGUUCACUCUCAGACACAGACACCUUUCACCACCAGGUGCGUGAGGACAGUCUUUUCUCUUCUGAAGAGGAGAGCAAGGAUAGGGAGCGCCCCGUGUAUGGCCGGGACGGCACCUACCAGAGCGUCGCGCACUACCGCCCUGUGUCCAGCGUGUCCAGAAGCUCCCUGGGCCUAUCCUAUUAUCCCACCUCCUCCUCCGCCUCCCCCAUGUCCUCCUCUCCAUCUUCCCCCACUUCGUGGCUCACUCGUCGAGCUAUCCGGCCGGAAAAGCAGGCCCCUGGGGCCAGUCUGGGCCAGGACCGCCAGGUCCCCCUCUGGGGCCAGCUGCUCCUGUUCCUGGUCUUUGCCGCCUUCCUGCUCUUUGUUUACUACUCCUUGCAGGCUGAGGACAGCAAUCCCUUCUGGACGGAGCCCUGAGGCUCUGGCUUCGUGGCCGCCUGUUCUCAGAAGUCCUGGCUGACUGCCUUAGUAGUGUUUGCUGGGGGAGGGGGUGGGGGCUUUUCUGUGUGUUCUGGCUUGGGAGCGCCGGGCCUGGCCCCGGGCACCGCUCGCUCCCCUCGUUCUGCGGGGUAGGUGGCAGGCCCAGGCCCUCCGUGGCACGGUGGGCUUGGGCAGGCCUUCCUCUGGAGCCUUCUGGAUCCUGCUUGCCUUUGACCCUUAGGGCCCAGGAGGGCAAGACUCUUCUCCCUGAGAGGAGAACAUGGUUGUUGUCGUUGCAUGCCUCCUGUCCGUUGUCACCUCGUUGGGGGGGGUCAGCCAAAAGCCACCCCGACUUUGUUUUCGUGGACACGCAAUAAAAAGACCAUUUAUUUUUAA